AUCCUCAACAAGUACGACUCGUGGAUCUCCUUCCUGAGCAGCGUGCGGUACUGGAUGGCCUUCAACGUGGAGCGGGCGUGCCAGUCGUACUUUGGCUGCGUUCAGUGCAUCAGUGGCCCGUUGGGGAUGUACAGGAACUCCCUGCUACAGCGCUUCCUGGAGCCGUGGUACCAUCAGACCUUCCUGGGCUCCAAGUGCAGCUUUGGUGACGACCGCCACCUGACCAACCGGGUGCUCAGCUUCGGCUACAAGACCAAGUUCACGGCGCGGUCCCAGUGCCGGACCGAGACCCCCACCCAGUACCUGCGCUGGCUCAACCAGCAGACCCGCUGGAGCAAGUCCUACUUCCGCGAGUGGCUCUACAACGCGUUGUGGUUCCACAAACACAGCCUGUGGAUGACCUACGAGUCCGUGGUCACCGGCUUCUUCCCCUUCUUCCUGGUGGCCACGGUCAUCCACCUGUUCUACCGCGGGCGCCUGUGGAACAUCCUGCUGUUCCUGCUGACGGUGCAGCUGGUGGCCAUGGUGAAGGCCACCUACGCCUGCUUCCUGCGGGGCAGCCUGGUCAUGAUCUUCAUGUCGCUCUACUCGCUGCUCUACAUGUCCAGCCUGCUGCCCGCCAAGAUCUUCGCCCUGCUCACCAUCAACAAGGCCGGCUGGGGCACCUCGGGCCGCAGGACCAUCGUGGUCAACCUCAUCGGCGCCGUGCCGGUCACGGCGUGGGCUCUGGUGCUGCUGGGGGGCGUGGCCUAUACCAUCUACUGUGAAACUCAGGAGCCCUUCAGCGACACGGAGAAGGCGCUGCUGAUAGCUGGGACCGUGCUUUAUGGCUGCUACUGGCUGGUCCUGCUGGUUCUGUACCUGGCCAUCGUGGCCAAACGCUGCAACAAGAGGGAGGAGCAGUACCACCUGCCGUACGCCGAGGCGUGACGCCGCCACGACGCCGCGCUGCCAUUCUGACACUAACUACAGCCAAGAGCUGGACCUUCUUCAUCGGUGCUACGAAGGUCUGACGGCUGAGGGGAUCCAGACAGGGGCUGUCCAGAACCAAGACUUGAGUCGGGCAGAGCUGAGACCUGAACAGACGGGCUAAGGUCAGGACCCCUGGGAGCACCUGUCCAGCCUCAGAGCUGGCUGCAGACGAGCUGUCGGCUCAGAGCUGAAGCAGGCGCUGGACUCAGGCGUCACCUCUGUUUUUAGAAAGAUAAGAAAGACUUCAGAUAACCGAACGGACUGAAGGUCUUAUUUGGUCCGAGCUGACGGCCUGUUCUGGAUCAGCUAAGACCUGGACCCUGUCUGUGAAGCAGCCCAAGUCUUUCCUCUGACAGUGCUGUCCACAGAACCCAGACACAGAAAACACCAAAGCACAAACUCCUCCUGUGGAGACGGGACAGGAAGGUUCUCCAAAUCCACCUGGAUCCAGAAGCACUGGGGCCGGUUCGAGACUGAAAAGUCCUGGCAGCUUGGAAGGAAACACAGUGGACCGGACUGGACCUGAUGGUUCUGACAGGACUGGGUUUUCAGAGGUUUGGAGCCCCCUAGUGGUGAACAAUCAUCAACAUCAGCAGCAGCACAAUCAUCUGCUCCGAGCAGAACCAAACAACCUUCAGAACAUGCAGCUGUACGUUUGCUGGGUCCAGUUCUGGUCCAGAACCAGUCCCAGCUGAGCUUCAGAGAUUAAAAUCAACAAGGUGCCAAAAUGACCAAGUGAAACCCUGAAGUUUUCCUCUGAACGUUUGUUUUUACACGAGUGAUUUUCAUGUUUCUGUGGCUCUACACAGUGAAGAGCUUCAGCAUGUCUGCAGGGUUGUGAGUCCAGUCUGUUUGUUUGUCACAUUAAACCGGACCAUGUUUGGAACAUUAAACCGGGCCAUGUUUGGAACAUUAAACCGGGCCAUGUUUGGAACAUUAAACCGGGCCAUGUUUGGAACAUUAAACCGGGCCAUGUUUGGAACUGGACCCUCUUUUCCUCAGUUUCCAUCUGGGUGCAAACGAGGAAUUUUCCGAGUUGUUCUGAAUUCUUUCAGUUUAAAACAAUCGGACCAUUCAAAGCACAGUUUUAAAUAAGUGCAGGAAGUAUUUCCUUCACCAGCAUGGUUCUGCUGGUUCUGUUGGACCUUCACUGAAAGACAAACGGGUCUACAGCAGGACUGGAGGGUUGGUGAUCUGACAGGUUAUUAUUUCUAAAUUCAGUUCAGUUUGUUUCUGUGGCUCCAAAUCCCAACAAACAUGGUGUCAGAGCUCUGAACACACAAACAAUCAAAGGUUGUGUUACAUCAACACAAAUAAAGAUUAAAGCUGCU
Molecule: messenger RNA, 2303 nt
Organism: Austrofundulus limnaeus
Lineage: Eukaryota; Metazoa; Chordata; Actinopteri; Cyprinodontiformes; Rivulidae
Gene: has3
Product: hyaluronan synthase 3
Biological process (GO): polysaccharide biosynthetic process; hyaluronan biosynthetic process; extracellular matrix assembly
Cellular component (GO): plasma membrane
Molecular function (GO): hyaluronan synthase activity
Source: RefSeq, a predicted model, not a curated record